Euleptes europaea (tarantolino) is the source of this 1899-nucleotide messenger RNA. RefSeq names its product myotubularin related protein 8 (gene MTMR8). Gene Ontology annotation, cellular component: nuclear envelope. The coding region runs from base 1 to 1899 and encodes 632 amino acids. The record is from RefSeq and is a predicted model, not a curated record. Gene Ontology annotation, molecular function: phosphatidylinositol-3,5-bisphosphate phosphatase activity. Gene Ontology annotation, biological process: negative regulation of autophagy; dephosphorylation. NCBI's taxonomy places the organism in Eukaryota, Metazoa, Chordata, Lepidosauria, Squamata, Sphaerodactylidae. The transcript is spliced from 14 exons.
AUGGAGCACAUCACGACGCCGAAGGUGGAAAAUGUCAAGUUACUAGAUCGUUAUACCCACAGAAAGCCAGCCAAUGGGACACUAUACCUGACCGCAACACAUCUGAUCUAUGUGGAUGCUUCGGCAGAAGUUCGGAAGGAGACAUGGAUCCUCCAUCACCACAUUGCAACUGUGGAGAAGCUGCCACUGACUCCGUCUGGAUGCCCACUGCUUAUUCGCUGCAAGAACUUCCGUGUGGCGCACUUUCUUAUGGGGCACGAGCGGGAUUGUCACGAAGUCUACACCUCCUUGCUGAAACUUUCGCAACCAGUGAAACCAGAAGAACUUUAUGCAUUCUCUUACAAUCCUAAAAUGCCCAAAGAUAACCGGGAAAUGGGCUGGAAGCUGAUAGACAUCACAGUGGACUACCAGCGAAUGAGCAUUCCCAAUGACUACUGGGAAAUAACUGAUACUAACAAAGACUACGAGGUCUGCAGCACGUACCCUCGGGAACUGGUGGUGCCCAAAGCUGCUACAAGAACGAUGGUGCUGGGCAGCUCAAAGUUCAGAAGCCGAGGUCGGAUACCAGUGCUUUCCUACUUCUACAAAGAGAAUAAUGCUGCCAUAUGCCGGUGCAGCCAACCCUUGUCUGGGUUUAGCGCUCGUUGCCUGGAGGAUGAGCAGUUGCUGCAAGCCAUUCGGGAAGCCAACCCAGGGAGUCCGUUCAUGUAUGUUGUAGACACAAGGCCAAAGUUGAAUGCCAUAGCUAAUCGUGCUGCUGGGAAGGGUUACGAGAAUGUGGACAAUUAUGACAACAUCCGUUUUAAAUUCAUUGGCAUCGAAAACAUCCAUGUCAUGCGGAGUAGCCUGCAGAAGCUCUUGGAAGUGUGUGAAAUGAAAUCUCCUUCAAUGAGCGACUUCCUUACUGGCCUGGAGAGCUCCGGCUGGUUGCGACACAUUAAAGCGGUGAUGGAUGCUGGCGUUUUCCUUGCCAAGGCUGUGACAGAUGAGCACGCCAGCGUCCUGGUCCACUGCUCAGACGGCUGGGAUCGCACUGCCCAAGUCUGCUCACUAGCUUGCCUCCUCCUAGAUCCAUUUUAUCGGACACUGAAAGGAUUCAUGGUCCUGGUAGAAAAGGAAUGGAUUGCCAUGGGUCACAAAUUCUCACACAGGUGUGGCCACCUGGAAGGUGACCCCAAGGAGGUGUCCCCCGUCUUCACCCAGUUUAUGGACUGCACCUGGCAACUCAUGCAGCAGUUUCCCUGCGCGUUCGAUUUUAAUGAGCGGCUUGUGCUAGAGAUCCACGACCACAUCUAUUCUUGCCAGUUUGGCAAUUUUCUGGGGACCUGUCAGAAGGACCGGGAAGAUCUGAGGAUCUUUGAGAAGACCCAUUCCUUGUGGCCUUUCCUGCAGCACAGGAAGGAAGAGUUCAGAAAUCCGUUGUAUAAGGGAUUCUCUGCUUACAAGGGACUCCAGCCCAACACUCUGCCUUUCAGUUUCCAGUUCUGGUGCGGCAUGUAUAACCGGUUUGAUAAAGGGAUGCACCCAAAGCAGUGCGUCUUGGAUCAUCUCCUCAGCUGCAUCACCCAGAAACUGGAGUUGGAAAACACUGCAGAUGAGCUAGGAAAUAAACUGCCCCUCUUAGAUGGACCCAUGCCAGAUGAGAUUUCCAUCUUAUCCAAAAUGGUAACCGUUCCAACCGGCUGUUCGAAAUCUCCAAUGCUCAAUACUCCCCAGGACUAUGAGAAUGAGCCUUCUGCCCCGGUGGCCAACGGUACCUUGCCUGUGGAAGGCGACAGACCCAACCAGCUAAAGAGUGAAGAGGGUCUUGUUAACCCCUUUGACAUUCCAGAUGGCGACCGGAGCACCAACGGGAGCGUCCAGUCUGCUGUUAAUGCAGGAAACUUCCAAAACCACUGA